UACGCGUUCUCGUAAUCAAUGAUUACGCCUACAAUCAGUCUAUAUAUACGAUCCGACCGAUUAGCCAGAGAAAACUAGUUGAAUCUCUCGGUAAUCUUCGAGGGGUUCCAGCACUCUAUUAGGUAAACUAGGGAUUCUGCGAGGUGCAACGAGAAUAGAAGAAAGUUCAAAAUAAUUGAUUCGACUGGCUUUAAAAUGGGAGAAGUGCUCGAAGAGAAUGAUCAUCGCGUUCUUAGCAACUGGUUAAAUGUGAACGAUACGAAUGGAACCAUUCACCUGACCAAGGAUAUGGUGUUCAAUAAUGGUCAUCGAUUGUCCAUCACAGUGUACAGCAUACUGUUUGUGAUCUCGACAAUUGGCAAUAGCACCGUGCUAUAUCUGCUGACCAAGCGGCGACUGCGUGGUCCCCUGCGAAUUGACAUAAUGCUAAUGCAUCUGGCCAUUGCGGACCUCAUGGUAACUCUACUUCUAAUGCCGAUGGAGAUCGUUUGGGCCUGGACCGUCCAGUGGCUGUCCACGGAUCUGAUGUGCCGCAUGAUGAGCUUCUUCCGCGUCUUCGGGCUGUACUUGUCCAGCUACGUGAUGGUUUGCAUAUCGCUAGACAGAUACUUUGCCAUCCUUCAGCCGCUGAAGCGUUCCUACAACCGCGGACGCAUCAUGCUGGCCUGUGCCUGGCUGGGCUCUGUGGUGUGCAGCAUUCCCCAGGCCUUUCUCUUCCACCUGGAGGAGCAUCCCAAAGUCAAAGGCUACUUUCAAUGCGUCAUCUUUCACUCGUUCAGGAGUGACUUUGACGAGAAGAUCUAUCAGGCGGCCUCGAUGUGCAGCAUGUACGCCUUCCCGCUGAUCAUGUUCAUCUACUGCUACGGGGCCAUAUACCUGAAGAUCUACCGGAAGAGCCAGCGCGUUCUCAAGGACGUGAUCGCCGAGCGUUUUCGUCGCUCCAACGACGACGUCUUGAGUAGGGCCAAGAAAAGGACCCUCAAAAUGACCAUCACAAUUGUUAUUGUGUUCAUCAUUUGCUGGACCCCGUACUACAUCAUCUCCAUGUGGUACUGGCUGGACAAACACUCGGCGGACAAGAUCAAUCCCCUGGUCCGCAAGGCUCUGUUCAUCUUUGCCUCGACCAACUCCUGCAUGAAUCCCUUGGUCUACGGGCUCUACAACAUUCGUGGACGUAUGAACAACAAUAAUCCGUCGGUGAACAACAGGCACACAUCGCUGUCCAAUCGCCUGGACUCCUCCAAUCAGCUGAUGCAGAAGCAGCUGACCAACAAUUCGCUGCUCAACGGAAGGGGCCAGGCGAUGGCAGCCGCUGUGGCGACCACCACAAAGUUGGCCAAUGCGGUGGGUCUGAAGAGCAACGCCAACUCAAAUGGUUCUGCUGCAGCUGCGGGCAAAGAGGUCACCCAUGUUCCCCCGUCGCCUCCCCUUAAAGUGUCCAUAGCUCCGCUGGCCAGUGAAGACGAGGCCAACGACGAUUCAUGCCUCAGUGCUGUGACCAUCAGGUGCCAGGAUCAAUCCAGGUUCCACCAGAAUUGUGGCGACUCCAUCGAAAUGACCAGUGUGGUUAAGUAAACAAUAACAAAUAGAGCUCCGAGAGCAACUGGAUCAAUUAAGCGAUCUGCUACUGUUCAUCUGGAGAAGUCGGCUUGGAACAAAGGGCAUUUGAUUUGCUAACCAGCUUAGUUUGGAAUUUUCAUCGUAAAUUCUUUUGGCAUUUGCAUUUAGCUAGCUACAAAUUAAAAUGUUUUCAAGACACAACAAAACGCCAAUGCAGGAAAGAUACAAGUUCCGAUUUUAAAUCGCUUUGUUUUGGACCACCAAAUGUUUGGAGAACAAACCUAUCGCAUAGGAAAUACGCUUAAGAUGUAAUACCGCUUACUAUUAGAAAUACUCUAGUUAGUCGGAUUAUAGCUUAUUUUAAAUUAAUUUAUUCAUAACAUAUAACUCUAAACGAAAUCGAAAUAAAAAUAUCU
Molecule: messenger RNA, 1976 nt
Organism: Drosophila takahashii
Lineage: Eukaryota; Metazoa; Arthropoda; Insecta; Diptera; Drosophilidae
Gene: AkhR
Product: Adipokinetic hormone receptor
Biological process (GO): cellular response to hormone stimulus; G protein-coupled receptor signaling pathway
Cellular component (GO): plasma membrane
Molecular function (GO): adipokinetic hormone receptor activity; peptide binding; G protein-coupled receptor activity
Source: RefSeq, a predicted model, not a curated record